Molecule: messenger RNA, 1124 nt
Organism: Tuber melanosporum (Perigord truffle)
Lineage: Eukaryota; Fungi; Ascomycota; Pezizomycetes; Pezizales; Tuberaceae
Exons: 5
Coding region: 88-789 (233 amino acids)
Molecular function (GO): GTPase activity; GTP binding
Source: RefSeq, a predicted model, not a curated record
GCGAAAUCAGUGCACUUGGUCCGGUUACGGGACUGUGGUUUUUAGAAGGAAAGAAAAGGGAUAGAUAGAGUUAAAGCAACCUUCUGCAUGAGCCUCGAGGCAAAGUUAGUUGUGCUAGGCACUCAAGGCGUUGGCAAGACUUCACUCGUAGUCCGCUAUGUAAACAACACCUUUGACCCAGCCUCAGCCUCAACAAUCGGCGCUUCAUUCCUGGCGAAAAAAGUCAUAAUAGACGACUCUCUCGUCCGCCUACAAAUAUGGGACACCGCCGGCCAAGAACGCUACCGCUCAAUUUCCAAGCUUUACUAUCGCAGCGCGAACUGCGGCAUACUUUGCUACGACAUAACUUCCCUCGCGUCCUUCGAGGCGAUGCACUCCUGGUUGUUGGAGCUGAAGAAGAACGUGAACGGGAACAUCAUCAUACACAUCGUCGGCACCAAGGCGGACCUAGUAAAUGCCGAGCCGAGUCGGCGGGAGGUACCAUUUGAAAGGUGUGUGUCGUAUGCUGCUGAGCAUCUUAGUGAGGAGGAAGGCUUCGCUAUAGGGGGCGGGGGAGGGGGGGGGAGGGGGUGGGGUGGGAUGGAUUGCUGUCAUGAGAUUAGUGCUAGGGAUGAUCAGGGGGUAGAUGAAGUCUUCCAGGUGAUCGCCCGAAAACUCGUCGAACGGCGGGCGGACAUCGAGCGGGAGCGCGCCUUCGGAAGUCAGGAUCUGUACACGCGCAGCAGGAACGCCGGCGUAGAGCCCAACGCAGCAGGAGCGGAGAAGAGCAAGGGUGGAAUGUGCUGUUAGAAACCUUUCCCUCCUGUUAUUGCGAUUCUCAACCUCUUGUGUGAUACCAUGAUUUGUUCCCCCCCUUUUUCUGCCGUCCUUUUCUUCUUUCUCCGUUCCACAUUUGUUGUUAUUGGCACUCAGCGGGUUACCCCCACUCUUCCCUGUUCACCACCUCUUUCACCUUUCCCCUCGUUUAACUCGUCUUGUUUGCGGUUUACGCGGUAGCGAUUGCGUUCGGUAAUUUCAGUAUGACCACUCCUUCCCUCUGUCCCCUGUUUCAUCCCAACUUUAAUAUAGCAUUCAUGAUACAUCACUCGCUAGAUACAAAGUAAUUAAUCAAUCAUUUGGCAUCA